CCGCCCGGCGCCGAGGGGCGGGGGCGGGCGGGGGCGGGCAGCGGAGCCGCCGCGUCUGCGGGAGCCGCCGCCGCCGCCCCGCCGGGCCGCGCCGGGCAGCGCAGCGGGAGCGCAGCGGGGGAGCGCAGAGGAGCAGCCGGUACUGCCGAGCGCGGAGGAGGCGGCGGCGGCGGCGGGCGGGAGGAGCGCGGCCGAGGGGCCCCGGCGGAGCCGCCGACACCGGCAGGGCCGCGCCCCGGGCUCCGGCAGCGGCUGCCCCGCCCGGCCCCGGGGGGAGCUGGGCCCGGCCCGGCCAUGCUCGGCCUGGAUGUGUGCGAGGCCGGCGGGCAGCUGCUGGAGCUGCUCUGGCUGGCGCUGUGCUACCGAGACAUCAUGGCUGACAAGGAGGGGGUGACGCUAUCGCUGGAGGAGGAGGAGGAUGCCGACAUGGCCCUGGCGUACAAGACACCAGAGAAGAAGAGCCUGCGGGAGAUCCAGGAGCUGGACCCAGGGGACGAGAGCCUGCGGAAAUACAAGCAGGCGCUGCUGGGUGCCAUCCCUGCCGCUGUGGAUGCCAGCGUGCCCAACGUGCAGGUGACAAGGCUCACCCUGAUGUGCGAGCAGGCGCCGGGGCCCAUCACCAUGGACUUGACAGGAGACCUGGAGGUGCUGCGAGGCCGGGCCUUUGUGCUGAAGGAGGGGGUGGACUACAGGGUGAAGGUGUCCUUCAAGGUGAACAGGGAGAUCGUCUGCGGGCUGCGGUGCCUGCACCUCACCUACCGCCGGGGCCGACCUGUGGACCGUGAUGUCUUCAUGGUGGGCAGCUAUGCACCACGGGCUGAGGAGUACGAGGUGGUGACGCCAGCAGAGGAGGCACCGCGGGGCUGGCUGGCACGGGGCUUCUACCGCGUUCGCUCCCUCGUCACUGACGAUGACAAGACGGAGCAUCUCUCCUGGGAGUGGGAUCUCUGCAUAAAGAAGGCCUGGGAGGACUGACCCCUCCCCCACCCGCACCCUGGUUCCCCCCUGCUGCCAGCUCGGGGACGUGGUGCCUGCCAUCCCAGGAGACACCUUGCUGGCACCACUGCGCUUGCCCCGGUCAUGUGCAGGGUGGGUGGGUGGGUGGGGGUCCCUUAGUGAGCGGGUGCUCAUGGUCGUGGUCUUCGCAACCAAAGUUAUUUUUAAUUGCUGGUUUUUUUUUAAAUACCGACGCCCACCUGAUCCCUGCAGUGUCCCCAUUGCUGGGGCUGGGGCUGUGACCCUGCCAUGGUGGCGCGGUGCCCGCAGGCUGUGCUCUUCCAUCGCCAUUAAACCCUACAGACUGGUCUCUUA
Phalacrocorax carbo (great cormorant) is the source of this 1311-nucleotide messenger RNA. NCBI's taxonomy places the organism in Eukaryota, Metazoa, Chordata, Aves, Suliformes, Phalacrocoracidae. The record is from RefSeq and is a predicted model, not a curated record.